AUGUCCCCGCCGGGCGCGGAGGCCGCACCGGGCGCGGUCUCGGUGCCGGGGCCCGGUUCGGCCUCGCCGCGCCCGCUGUUGAGCGGCUGCUGGAGCUGCCGCUUGCUGAGCGGCGCGGGGCUGCUGAUGGCCGCCAUCUGGAUCUACCAAGGGCCGCGAAGCACCAUGAGAAAGGGCGUCCCCCCCUCCAUGGGCGUCCUCGCCCAGAUCAUCUUCGCCGCCGGUGUGGGGGCCUGGGGCAUCAUCAUCCUCGCCGACCCCAUGGGAAAGCAGCGCCGGAGGGAGCCCUAAGGGGGGGCCGCGCCCCAAUAAAGCUGCUCGGAGCCCCCCA
Molecule: messenger RNA, 331 nt
Organism: Corvus hawaiiensis (hawaiian crow)
Lineage: Eukaryota; Metazoa; Chordata; Aves; Passeriformes; Corvidae
Gene: DMAC1
Product: distal membrane arm assembly component 1
Exons: 2
Coding region: 1-291 (96 amino acids)
Source: RefSeq, a predicted model, not a curated record